Molecule: messenger RNA, 504 nt
Organism: Linum trigynum
Lineage: Eukaryota; Viridiplantae; Streptophyta; Magnoliopsida; Malpighiales; Linaceae
Source: the annotation of a GenBank genome assembly
AUGGGCGCGUUCGUGAAGGUCGUGGAUUUCCUGCUGUUAUUGGUCUUCCUCGUGGUCGCGGUGGCGGUGCCGCUGCUCGGCGCGCAGACGUGUCUCCCUGCCUCCUAUUUCCCGGAGGCGUUGAUCAAUUUUAAGGAGUGGUACCGCCACGAGUACGGCGACUACCUCUUCUCCGAGAAGCCCAAUUUCUUCGUUGGCACGGUCUGGCUCGAGCUCUUCUUCCAGUGGCCGCUCGCCCUCCUCAACAUCUACGCCAUUCUGCGCGGGAAGCCCUGGUUCAACACCUCUUGCUUGAUCUAUGGCGUCUCCAUCACUUCCUCCAUGGUGCCUGUUUUAUCAGAAUUGAUCCUGUCUGGGAAAGCAUCCGAUGAGCUGCUGAUGCUGUACGCUCCUUUCCUGGGCGUCGGUGUAGUAGCCAUGCUUCGAGGCUUUGUGCCACACUCUGCGAAGAGUGGUUCUGGAGUCGGGAAGAGAACUGCCUUCGGUAGGAAAAAGAGGGUUUGA